GCCCCGGAAGCUUGUAUCCAUGUAUCACAGACCGCUCAGACAUAUUGUGAUCUGUAUAAGCAGGUCUGGGGUACCGAGAAUGGGCCAGGCUCGCAGGAUGACGACGGGCAAUACGACGCAGGAUAGCAGAAGUAUACAUUCCGGUAAUAUCUCCGAUGUGCACAGCAUCCCCAUGCGAGUCCUGAUCCGACCCAUCCCAUCCGAACUGGAUGAGGGCAAGGUGCAGAGUCUCGUGGACACCCUGCAGGAAGAUGCAGACCAGGUGCCCCCUAUUGAUGUUCUCUGGAUCAAAGGUCGCAACGGAGGCGAUUACUUUUACUCAUUUGGCGGAUGUCAUCGUUACGCAGCACAUCAGAGGCUCAACAGAGAAACUAUAGCGGGCAAAAUUAUCCAGUCUUCUAUCAGUGAUCUACGUACGUACCUGGGUUCCAGCACACCUGACCUUCAAUAGCCCAGAGUUCAGAAUCUACCAUGUGGAGAAAAUUAUUAUUUAUCAUAUGUACAUUGAAUGACACAUUCCUGAGCCCGACCAACGCAUGACUCCCUAUGCCUUUCAUGGAUUUCUCUAUGCUAGGCCCUCAUUUAUCAUCAGUAAGUAAAACAGAAGCUGUAUGGAUAAAGACACAGCCGCCAAUGAGGCACAACCCUGCACUGUACCAUGAAAGUAAAAAAAAA
Rana temporaria (common frog) is the source of this 675-nucleotide messenger RNA. RefSeq names its product sulfiredoxin 1 (gene SRXN1). The record is from RefSeq and is a predicted model, not a curated record. Lineage: Eukaryota; Metazoa; Chordata; Amphibia; Anura; Ranidae. Gene Ontology annotation, biological process: cellular response to oxidative stress. Gene Ontology annotation, cellular component: cytoplasm. The transcript has 2 exons. Gene Ontology annotation, molecular function: sulfiredoxin activity. The coding region runs from base 20 to 451 and encodes 143 amino acids.